Messenger RNA from Dictyostelium purpureum, 2260 nucleotides. RefSeq lists its product as uncharacterized. Gene Ontology annotation, cellular component: transcription factor TFIIIC complex. NCBI's taxonomy places the organism in Eukaryota, Evosea, Eumycetozoa, Dictyosteliales, Dictyosteliaceae. The record is from RefSeq and is a predicted model, not a curated record. Gene Ontology annotation, biological process: transcription initiation at RNA polymerase III promoter. Bases 1 to 2217 code for a protein of 738 amino acids. The transcript has 4 exons.
AUGGAUGAUUUAUUACCAAAUCCAAACUCAGGCACCAGUAAUAAUAACAACAAUAAUAAUAAUAAUAACAACAACAAUAAUUUAAUAUCAACAGAAAAUGUAAGGUAUGAAAAAGCAUUAAUUAGACCAUUACCAACUACAGUCUAUUAUGGGUUAGAGUAUCCAGCAAAUGUACAAAACCCAGAUAGGGCUAUUGAAUCAGUAGGUGGUUUAUCAAAGAUUACCAAAGUUAUCAAGUCACGUGAAAAAGAAUAUUUACAAUUAAAAUUUAGACCAAAUAACCCAACAUGCAAACCUACUUUUGGAACAAAGUCACCCACAUGCAGUGUUUUAUUAAGGAUAAGAGCCAUUAAACCACAACCACCAGCAAAUAAUGAUAGUCUCGAUUUCGACUCACCAAAACCAAUUUUAACACCAAUAACACCAAUGUCAGCAACACAACAACAACAUUCACAAUCACAACAAGGAAACCCUGAUGAUAAUGAAAAACAAAAAUUCGAAGCAUCAGUUAUAGCAUUGGUACCAACAACAAUUAAAUUUGACGGUCUUUGCGACUUCCAAUAUUUAAUUAAAGACAAUAAAGAAACAAAUAAAAAAAGUCAAUAUUACGCUCAAAACGAUAACGAAUUGGCAAGAGAUGAACCUAUGAAUCUAAUCCCACCUUUAUUUUCACGUGUCGAUUUCCCAAUGAACUAUCAAUUUAAAUCAAACCCACAUGCACAAUUUGACCCAGAAACUAAACAAUUCUUAAUCUCAAAACAACCAAUACGUAAAUCUGUUGCACACUGUCACUUUGAUGGUGAAAUUCCAACCAAACCAAUUAAUUUACCAAGUCAAUUCCAAAUUAGCGAUUUGAUGAAAAAGACAUUAGAACUUUUAAAAAAACUAUUUGAAAAAAGACCAAUUUGGUUAUCUGUAGUAUUGAUUGAUAAUGUUCAAAAAUCGGGUGGUUUAUUAACUCACAUAAAGAAACUAUUACCUUCAGUAGCAUUCAAUUAUGUCGAUGGCCCUUGGAGAAAGUGUUGGGUAAGACUAGGUUAUGACCCAAGAAUUCAUCCAGAAACCUAUCAAUAUCAAGUUAUCGACUUUAGAAUUUCUGACCAAGAAACACAAUUUACAACCAAUAUGGGUUACAAAAACUCAUCAUUAAUGUCACCAUCAAAAACAAACUCACCAUUUCGAACAAUAUCAACUCACUCCCAAUCUCAAUCCCAAACUAUAAUUCAAACUCAAAAAGAUAAUGAUGAUUAUAAUGAAAAUAAUAAUGGUGAAAACUCAACUGAAAAUAAUAACAAUAAUAGUGAUAAUAAUAAUAUUAACAAUAACAAUAACAAUAACAAUAAUAGCGAAAAUGAUAAUAGUAAUGAAAGCAAUAUAAUGGAUACAAGUGCAGAUAAUAAAAAUACACAAACAUCACCACCAAUAAUACAAAGUAUACCUUUAUUUAAUAGUGACCAAACUCAAAAAGUUAAUCCAUCUAGAAAAAAGAAUUUGGUAAUUAAUACAUUUGAAUUUCAAACAUCAAAAACCGAUACACCACAAAUUCCAUCAAGUUACGAAGGUUACGAUUAUACAUUUAAAACUCCACCAUCGCAUUUUAACUCACUUUACCAAAUUUGUGAUAUUGAAGAACCUAAAAUCAAAGCCUAUUUCAGUCAACAACCAGUUCAAAACUUAUGUCUUAAAAGGUAUGGUUGGCUUACAGAAUCAUCAUUCAAAGAAGGUAUUGAAAGAAUGAAAAAUAGGUAUGGAUUGACUGACUAUAGAAUGAGACAUAGGGGCAAGCGUGAUCAAUCUAAGCAAAACAAUCAACAAAAUCAAAAUUCUAUUGAAAAACAAUCACCACCAUCUGACAAGGAAGAAACCUCUUUAAUACCCGAAAAAAGAAUUGAUGUUGAAACUACCAGAGAAGCUUUUGAACAAUUAGAUAGAGAUAAUAAAUUUAUUAGUAUGAAAAAAGACAUUGAUCCAUUUGGUAACCCUCAAAUUGGUGGAUUUGACGACGAUGGCGAUACUUUUCAAAUUCUUGGCGAUGACGAUGAAAUGCCCAAUGAUAAUCUUUUAGGUGUUUUCUCUUUAACAAAUAUAGACAGCAACAGUUUGAACUCUAUUGGGGAAGACGACGCCGACGAGGAGGAAGAGGAAGAUGAAGAUGAAGAUGACGAUGAAGAUGAAGACGAUGAAGAUGAUGAGGAUGAAGAGGACGAAGAUGAUUAAAUAUAAAAAAAUAUAAAAAUAAAAAAAGAAAUUCUCUAAAAAA